Messenger RNA from Microstroma glucosiphilum, 1200 nucleotides. RefSeq lists its product as hypothetical. The transcript is spliced from 2 exons. The record is from RefSeq and is a predicted model, not a curated record. Bases 40 to 1128 code for a protein of 362 amino acids. Gene Ontology annotation, molecular function: nucleic acid binding; zinc ion binding. Lineage: Eukaryota; Fungi; Basidiomycota; Exobasidiomycetes; Microstromatales; Microstromataceae.
CAUCAUCCUCACCUAUCACACCCAUCAGCCUCUUUGACGAUGACCAGAUAUACCAAGCUCGACGGUCGCAAGGCUCUACACAAAGCUACCGAUCUCUCUGCUCCAAGAGUCGCUGCGGACGAUGAGCAGCCCACCGCCUCAACGUCGGCCUCGCCACUGCCUCCUCCUUCCGUGCCCGCUCCUCCCUCAGCAGCAGCUCCAGCAUCAAUAACGGAGGCAGACACCGCAUCCGAUCCAAAGAAGUUGCAGUCGCGUUUGAAGCUUCUCAGACUGAAGAUCAAGAACGCAAAGUCCGAGGAGAAGAAGGCCUCCCUGCAAGGCGAGUUGGCAGAGGUGCAGCAGUCACUCCAUGCUGCCAAUGGUCAGAAGGGCAAGAAGGUCGCUAGUGAGCGGGACGGUAGCAGCAAGCGGAAGAGGGCGAAUGCUGAAGACGCAGCGGGAGCAGGAGAGACGAAUCCAUGGAAGAAGAUGGAAGCUGAACGACGAGCCAAGACGUCUGCCAGCUCAGAAGCCCGUAGAGAGAAGAGGAUAGCAGAGAGGAAUUCUCAAACGCGCUGCUUCGCCUGUCGAGCCAUGGGCCACGCCGCAAAGGAUUGUCCUCAAGCUCUCAAUUCCUCCACUACAGCUCUGGAAGGGGAGGAGCAGUCAAGCGAGCAGCCGCAAAAAGGCGCAACAUCCACCCUAACGGGCAAGGAGACAGUCGGGAUCUGUUUCCGCUGUGGAUCUACACAGCACAUUCUCGCCCGCUGUCGUCGCCCAGCUCCUCAGGUAGGCUCAGACCUGCCCUUUGCUACUUGCUUCGUCUGCCAGGAGAAGGGCCACCUCUCCUCCAAAUGUCCCCGGAACGCAUCCCAUGGAGUCUACCCCAAUGGUGGCUGCUGCAAGCUCUGCUCUUCCGUCGAACAUCUUGCAAAAGACUGCGAUCUACGCUCCUCUUCUGCUACAGUCGCGACAAAUGCUACCGUGGGAGGAGCAAAGAGACAGGUGGGUGCAGAUGAGGACGACUUUAUUGAUUUUGCCAGGAGGAAAGUCGAGGUGGAUCGAGAGGAGAAGAGGGACGGUAAGAGGCAGAAGGUAGCGAUGGGAGGUGGGAUUGCCGCACCAAAGAGGAAAGUUGUGUCUUUCUAAAGUGGUAUCAUUGUAAUUUUACAGAGGCAGAGGGACAGAGUGUGUACAGUAAUAGUACAAAUACAAGAGAUU